Messenger RNA from Adineta ricciae, 951 nucleotides. Lineage: Eukaryota; Metazoa; Rotifera; Eurotatoria; Adinetida; Adinetidae. The record is from the annotation of a GenBank genome assembly.
AUGUCUAGUGAAUCCCAUCGAAUUCCACGAGUCUUAUCGAUUCAAAGUCAUGUUGUCCAUGGAUUCGUUGGCAACAAAUGUGCAGCUUUCAUUCUUCAGCUCUAUGGUUUUGAAGUUGAUAUCAUCAAUUCGGUUCAUUUUUCCAAUCAUACAGGAUAUAAAACAGUAAAAGGAAGUCGUUUGACUGCUGAUGAACUCGAAGCUAUAUUUCAAGGUCUACUAAUCAACGAACUAUUAGAAUAUGAUUACAUUCUCACCGGUUAUAUGGGUUCAGGAGAACUUUUACAUGUAGUUGCGAAAUACGUUCGUCUGAUUAAAUCAAAAUCUGCUCAUAUCAAAUACAUCUGUGAUCCAGUGAUUGGUGAUAAUAACAAACUCUAUGUUGACCGAUCAUGUAUCGAAGUUUAUAAAAACGAAAUUCUUCCGUUGGCUGACAUCGUUACGCCGAAUGAUUUCGAAAUCGAAGUAUUGAUCGGAAAAGAACUAGAUUAUAAAAAUGAUGAAAAUCAAGAAGAAGUCAUCUGGCAAUCAUUGAGAAGCUUACAUAAAAUGGGUCCAAGUCAUAUUAUCAUUUCGAGUAUAUCAGCUGAUAAAACAGGCGGCAAUCAAACAAUGUUACAGAUGCGAGCGAGCACACAAUUCCUAGAUAAUCAAUAUCAAACAUUCCAGAUUGACUUUCCACAUUUAGAGGGUUCGUUCACCGGUACUGGCGAUUCUUUUUCCGCAUUGAUCCUCGCCUGGUUUCAUAAAGAGAAUAAUCUAAUCCGUGCUUGUGAACGAUCUAUCUCUAUUCUUCAUCAGAUUCUGCGAAAAACAAUUGAAAUAUCCAAACCGAUUAACACGCAUAACCGAUGUGGACAUGAACUAUGUUUAAUCGAAAGUAAAGCAAUCAUAGAGUGUGGCGAAAUUCUCUUUCAUGCUGUUCUUAAUGACAAACAUCUUAGUAGCUAA